Balearica regulorum gibbericeps (East African grey crowned-crane) is the source of this 2085-nucleotide messenger RNA. NCBI's taxonomy places the organism in Eukaryota, Metazoa, Chordata, Aves, Gruiformes, Gruidae. The record is from RefSeq and is a predicted model, not a curated record.
UUUCCGGUUCUGCAGGAUAAUUUGGAAGUGUAUCUGGGACUCCAGCAGUUCGUGGUCACUUCAGGGACAGGUCACAGGCUGAACAUCACUGCAGAGAAUGACUGCCGGCGCUUGCACUGCUCCUUGAGGGACCUGAGCUCCUUGCUGCAGGCCGUUGGUCGUUUAGCAGAAUACUUCAUUGGGGACGUGUUUGCUGCCAGGUUCAAUGAUGCUCUUACAGUGGUGGAGAGGUUGGUAAAAGUAACAUUAUACGGAUCCCAGAUUAAACUGUACAACAUCGAAACUGCAGUACCGUCUGUAUUGAAACCUGACCUUAUCGAUGUCCACGCUCAGUCCCUGGCAGCUCUGCAAGCCUACGCGCACUGGCUCGCACAGUUCUACAGCGAAGUUCACCGGCAGAACCCAGAGCAGUUCAUCUCUCUCGUCUCCACCGCUCUGGAGGCAAUCACGCCCCUCAUCAGCUCUAAGGUGCAGGAGAAGCUGCUGCUGUCUGCGUGCCACCUGCUAGUCUCUUUGGCCACCACGGUGCGACCAGUGUUCCUGAUCAGCAUCCCAGCAGUGCAGAAGGUGUUCAACAGGAUCACGGACACCUCCGCUCAGCGGCUUCCUGAUAAGGCCCAGGUGCUGGUGUGCAGAGCGCUGUCGAACGUAUUGUUGCUGCCCUGGCCCAAUCUUCCGGAGAGCGAACAGCAGUGGGCAGUUCGCUCCACCAACCACGCCAGCCUCAUCUCUGCCCUCACAAGAGAAUACCGCCAAUUAAAAUCCAACGCUAUCGUGCCACAGAGGAAAGUACAGCUGGAGGACACCAAAGUGAUCAUCCAUCAGACGCUCGGCGUUUUAGAAGAUAUUGUAGAAAGUAUCUCUGGAGAAUCCACCAAGUCUCGACAGAUCUGUUAUCAGUCGCUGCAAGAAUCCGUGCAGGUCUCACUAGCCCUCUUCCCAGCUUUCAUUCAUCAGUCAGAUGUGACGGAUGAGAUGCUGAGCUUCUUCCUCACUCUGUUUCAAGGACUGAGGGUGCAGAUGGGAGUGCCUUUCACAGAGCAGAUCAUACAGACCUUCCUAAACAUGUUCACCAGAGAGCAGUUGGCAGAGAGCAUCCUCCACGAGGGCAGCACUGGCUGUCGGGUGGUGGAGAAGUUUCUGAAAAUACUGCAAGUGGUGGUACAAGAGCCAGGCCAAGUAUUCAAGCCUUUUCUACCCAGUGUCAUCUCACUGUGCAUGGAUCAGGUCUACCCCAUCAUUGCAGAGCGCUCAUCUCCUGAUGUGAAAGCAGAGCUGUUCGAGCUGCUUUUCCGGGUCCUCCACCAUAAUUGGCGGUACUUCUUCAAAUCUAAUGUGUUGGCUAGUGUCCAAAGAGGAGUAGCGGAAGAACAGAUGGAGAAUGAAGCACAAUUCAGUGCCAUUAUGCAGGCAUUUGGCCAGUCCUUCCUGCAGCCUGAUAUUCACCUGUUCAAGCAGAAUCUCUUCUACUUGGAGACACUGAACACCAAGCAGAAGCUGUAUCACAAGAAGAUCUUCCGGACAACCAUGCUGUUCCAGUUUGUGAAUGUCCUACUUCAGGUGCUUGUCCACAAGUCGCAUGACCUGUUGCAGGAGGAGAUCGGCAUUGCCACCUACAAUAUGGCCUCGGUGGACUUCGAUGGCUUCUACUCAGCCUUUCUCCCCGAGUUCCUGGCCAGUUGUGAUGGUGUAGACUCGAACCAGAAAAACGUGCUGGGAAGGAAUUUCAAAAUGGACAGGGAUCUGCCAUCGUUUACCCAGAAUGUGCACAGACUGGUGAAUGACCUGCGUUACUACAGACUCUGCAAUGACAGUUUGCCCCCUGGAACUGUGAAACUAUAGUUACUGCACUGGACUCGUGUUUUGAUCACUGUAGGGAACGGAUCCAUGUUUCGUUUUGCCACCACUUUCUCUCCUCCCUGGUUUUGUCAGUACUGCAGGACGCGGUGUCUUGCACAUGGGCACAUCUUCUUGGAUUCACGCACCACGCUUCCUUUUUUUUUUUCCCCUCUUCUCCCAACCCAAAGGCCUCCAGCUGGAGUCGGCACUGUCUGCAGGAUGUGUCUUAACGCCCGACGGCAGGGC